Rhodamnia argentea is the source of this 1021-nucleotide messenger RNA. RefSeq names its product calcium-binding protein KIC. The transcript has a single exon. Lineage: Eukaryota; Viridiplantae; Streptophyta; Magnoliopsida; Myrtales; Myrtaceae. The coding region runs from base 305 to 736 and encodes 143 amino acids. Gene Ontology annotation, molecular function: calcium ion binding. The record is from RefSeq and is a predicted model, not a curated record.
GUAGGCACCUUCCUGGAAGUCCUUCCCACGAGAGAAUAAUGGGUCUAUCAAACACGUUCUUUCUGGGUAAGGUCCCAUCACCGACGUCGAUUUUCCCAACAUUGACAACUUCAAAUCCCCUUUGAUCCCAUCCCCACCACCCUGCCUAUAUCAUCCAAGGAAAACCCAUCACAGUUUCCACCCCCAUCAAGAACUCCUUCCUUUCACAUAACCCAUCUGCUAGAUUCCCAUCGCAGGCGCUUCUUCUGCAUCCCAAAAGCUGGCUCAUUUCACUGAUCAGGCUUGCAAAGUGCUGCGUCGAAACAUGGAAAGCGAUCGUUCCAAAGAGAUAACAGCAGCCACCAGCAAUGACGGGGAGUUCGAGGACAUGUUACCGGUGAUGGCAGAGAAGCUCGACGUAGAGACUUUCGUGUCGGAGCUAUGUGGGGGGUUCAGGCUCUUGGCAGAACCUGGAAGUGGUUUGAUAACAUCAGAAAGCCUGAGAAAGAAUUCAGCCCUUCUAGGAAUGGAGGGAAUGAGCGUAGAAGAGUCGGAGGCGAUGGUGAAAGAGGGAGAUCUUGAUGGCGACGGCGCCCUCAACCAGACAGAGUUUUGCAUCCUAAUGGUGAGGCUCAGCCCCGGAUUGAUGCAAGAUGCAGAGGAUUGGCUUCAGAAGGCCCUUGACGAGGAGCUUGCCAAAUCUUCUCGACAGACUCAUGUUCCUUCGACGAGUUCAAAAGAAUUUUCCAAUCCCUAAGCAGUUGUCCCCCAGCGUUUACAUGUAAACAGGUUUGUAACAAAGGCGAUAGAAGGACUCAUCGCAUUUCUUCCCAUCAUGCAUAGUCCUUCCAGUUGAAUAAGUUGAAUAGAGUCUAGGACUACGACCCUCGGUGUUGGAUCUCCCUGUUCCUGCAUUUACAGCUAUUGACAAUGGCCAAAAGCUCGCUGCAGCUCAUCCGUCUCCACGAUCAUAUUCCUAUCGUAUGAAUGAGCAAAUUCCGCAUGUACAUCAUUAUGCACCAUAAGCAGCAUUUUCUCCUAA